Camellia sinensis is the source of this 1974-nucleotide messenger RNA. Lineage: Eukaryota; Viridiplantae; Streptophyta; Magnoliopsida; Ericales; Theaceae. The record is from RefSeq and is a predicted model, not a curated record.
AUGGCUGGACAUGAGCGCAUGAGCUUUCUAGACGCCUACAGUGGCUACCACCAGAUCCCCAUGUUCGGUCCUAACCAGGAGAAAACGGCUUUCAUCAGCCCUAGAGGCACUUACUGCUACAAAGUAAUGCCCUUCGGCUUGAAGAAUGCUGGUGCAACCUACCAGCGAAUGGUCACUAAAAUGUUCAAGGACCAGCUCAGUAAAACCAUGGAAGCAUACAUUGAUGACAUGGUCAUCAAAAGAAAGUUAGCCGAGCACCAUCUGAGGGACCUUGAGCAAGUGUUUGCAAUUCUGAAAACUCACAAGCUUCAACUGAACGCCUCAAAAUGUGCCUUUGGGGUAGGAUCAGGGAAGUUCUUAGGGUAUAUGUGCUCCGAAGCCCUAGAAGAUUUGAAGAAGUAUUUGUCCUCUCCUCCCCUUCCAUCUACACUUGUCGCCAACGAAGAGCUUUUCCUUUACUUGGCUGUUUCUGAUCAUGCUGUUAGUGCAGUGCUAGUCAAAGAGGAUGGAAAUGAGAAAAAACCAAUGUAUUAUGUUUGCAAGACACUCUUAGAUGCCAAAACUAGAUACUUGCCAUUGGAGAAAUUGGCAUAUGCACUAUUAAUUGCCUUUAGGAAGCUUGUUCACUACUUUCAAGGACAUACCAUCAACGUCCUCACUGAAUUCCCCCUCAAGUCGAUGUUCAGUCGAGCAGAUUUCUCAGGCCGAACAGCAAAGUGGGCGGUGGAGCUUGGAGAGUUUGAUAUCAAGUUCCAACCUCGAACAGAAAUCAAAGCUCAAGUCCUGGCAGACUUUGUUACAGAAUUCACCCCGGGACCAGCUAUUCCCUCCGAAGGGAGCUCGGCUUUGGUCACCAUGACUGCCCAGCAUAAAGGGCAAUCCCCGGCCGAAGCAUGGAAACUUUUUGUUGGAGACGUAUGGAAGCUGUUUGUGGACGAUUCUUCUAACCAAAAAGGCUCAGGGGCAGGAGUUGUCCUUAUUUCUCCUGAAGGAUUCAUGUGGGAGCAAGUCAUUCGAUUGGGCUGGAAAGCUUCUAACAAUGAGGCAGAGUAUGAAGCUCCACUAGCCGGCCUGCGAAGUGCCGAGCACUUCAAUGCAGAGGAGCUACUCGUCUUUAGUGAUUCCCAAUUAGUGGUCAACCAACUCUCUGGAGUUUACAAGGCUCGUGAUGAGCGGAUGGCCACUUAUGCAGAACAGGCCAAAAAUUUAAUCAAAAAGUUCCAAGCCAUCGGGGUCGAGAAGAUUGGCCGAGAGGGAAAUGGUCAUGCUGACGCUUUAGCUUGCCUGGGUUCCUCGAUCGACUCCAGGGGCGGCCGCAAAAUAUGGGUGGAAUAUGUACCCCAACCAAGUAUUCAACUAGUCGAAAUGGUACUCUGCACUGACUUGGGCCCAAGUUGGAUGGACCCACUCUUGGCCUUUUUGAAGAAUGGCACCCUUCCUGAGGACAAAAAAGAAGCGCACAAGACAAGGCAUAGAGCUGCUCGGUUUUGGGUCUCCCCAUCUGGCAAUCUUUACAAGAAGUCCUACAUGGGCCCUUAUCUACUCUGUGUUCAUCCAAGUCCGGUGGAAGAUGUGCUUUAUGAGAUCCAUGAUGGAAUCUGUGCAAGGGGAACUGGGAAUAAAAGAUUCUUCAUCGCUGCAACUGACUACUUCACUAAGUGGGUGGAGGUGGAGGCCUUGUGCAAGAUCAAAGAAGCAGACACUAAGAGGUUUGUUUGGCACAACGUUGUGACUCGAUUUGGCAUUCCCAAAGUCCUUCUCUCUGACAAUGGUCCACAAUUUGAUGGCAAGAUCUUCAGGAGAUUUUGCGCUGACUUGAAGAUAGAGUUCCGAAACUCCACUCCGGCCUACCCACAAGGCAAUGGCCAACCUGAAGCGUCCAAUAAGAUGAUCAUUGACAGGAUAAAAAAGUGUCUUGAAAAAGGCAAGGGUAAAUGGGUGGAAGAGAUACCGAAUGUCCUCUGGGCUUACUGA